AUGUUGCCUCCACUAAGUAAAGAGGGCAUCAUCCACAUGAGGGAGUCGCAGCUCCUCUCUUGGAUUGCUGACCCUUUCACCAAAUAUGAGCAUCCUCAUGGGCAUCAUGGUGAGGGAGCGGAUUACGCACUAACCCCCAAGCAUCCCGAGGAGGCUCAUGCAGUAGAGUCCGCAAUUGAGACUCUUGAGGAGCACAUUGAGGUUGAAGAAGCUACUCCGAUUGAGCUGUUCUAUGAUCUCUUCUUCGUGGCCAAUUUGACUACUGUCACUGGUGUUCAGUAUAUCACUGAAUGGAGGAACUUGUCAUCUUACAUUCUGUUUUUCAUCAUUCUCUGGUUUACCUGGUUGCAUGUUACUCUUCUGGAUGUCCGCUUCUCUGUUGAUUCGGUCUAUGAGCGCGUCUGCAAAGCCAUGCAUUUCGCUGUCAUGGCUGCAUUCUCUUCUGUCUCGACUGAUUGGGAUCCUUUUAGUCCUGAUGACAUCGACAGUGUGAGAGCACUGAAGACGAUGACACUGACACUCAUGUUUUCGAGAAUCGUCAUUGGGAUUCAGUAUAUCGUGAUCAUGGUCUAUGGGCGUUCUAGGAGGAAGGCAGUAGUACCAACUGGGAUCCAUGCGAUUGUGAUGUUCAUUUCGGCUGGGGUAUACUUGGGAAUGUUUUGGGGCUUUAAGGAGGCCACGAAGAAGAAGUCGUACCUGGGCUGGUAUGCGAUGGCCAUUUUCGAGAUUGGUGCAGUUAUCGUAACAUCGAGCAUUUGGAAGUCCGUGAGCUUUAAGAAAACACAUUUGGUAGAGCGCAUGGGACUGUUGACACUCAUUAUUCUUGGAGAGGGUAUUAUUGUCAUGCUGAAAGCUAUCAAUGCCGUCGUUAAAGGGUUUGGAUGGACAAAGUCGACCUUUGGAGUCGUCGCUGCUGCGCUUUGUAUCAUCUAUCUUUUCUGGAUGUUCUAUUUCGACUACACUCCUCGCGAUAUUCACUAUGGUACCAUCAGGCAACAGAUUUGGGCCAUGCUGCACUUCCCCUUCCAUCUUUCCAUUGUUCUCGUCGUCGAAGGUCUGCGUCAGCUUACGACCAUGCAAUCCUUUAACCUGCUCGCAAGUGACAUCGGUGCCACCGUAACUUUACUCGAACCCUUGACUUCCGAAGGUCUUGCCGAAUAUUUCCGCGAUAUCUUCGAAAUAAUUUACGAAGACGGCACUUCGAAGUCGGUCCUGAAGGGCUACUCAAAGAUCCUGUCCACAAUUGACGCCAUGGAAGCAGCACCAAAUCCCUCUGUCGAGUACGAGUCAUACCUCCAUACUAUCCUCUUUGACGCGUACACUGGCCUUGGCGAGUACUACGGAAUCAAGGCACCGGCAAAGACCGAUAGCACCCAACAACUGAUCGCAAUGUUGAAGGUCUUCGACCUUGUGUUCCAGUACUUCUUCAUUGCCCUGGGUUUUGUGUUCCUCCUGUACGCAGUGUUUGCAAUCAUUGUCAGGAGACAUAUGGAUGUCUUUGAUUACGUUUCCAUUGGUCUGAGGUUCGCGGCGAGCUUGACAUUCUUUUCGAUGUUGGGCUUGUAUUUCCGCCCCAUCAAGCCUGAUAGCUAUAUCAACUACAUGUGGGGUGGACCGUGGCCAAUUCCCACAGUUUGCUUCAUCAUGAUCUUCGUCCUGAUUGUCGACAAAACCAUGGCUUACUUCGCCCUCCAGCGUAUCCGCAGCCGCACCAAGGCGUAG
Molecule: messenger RNA, 1722 nt
Organism: Morchella sextelata
Lineage: Eukaryota; Fungi; Ascomycota; Pezizomycetes; Pezizales; Morchellaceae
Exons: 6
Coding region: 1-1722 (573 amino acids)
Source: RefSeq, a predicted model, not a curated record